UCAACUGGAUAAAUGACACAUUAUUCAUCUGUUCCUUUGGUGACUCUUUGAACUCAUGCCUCUGCUUUUUCUCCAUGUAUGAACUUUGUGACUCAUGAAAAGGAAUUUUUCUUCAAGAUUUGGGUCCUCGAGAUCAUGUUCUUGUAAAUUUAUUACUAGGGUUGCAAUCAAUGCGAGGCCGUCUUACCCUUCGUUCCCAAACCAUCGCUUAUUUAAAGCUGCGAGGUUUUGGUGAUGCCUGUCAUCAUCGGUCUCCUCGUGAGCCGCGUGUCGCAACUGCCCGCGCCAUCACAUUAAUCUUCGUCCGCUUCUCACUCUCUGACUCCGGCACUGCCAUGGGCUCUUCGAACCCACAGUCGUUUGCCAGAGAGGAAGGAUCCGCUCCCCCUGACCAGAAGAAAUCUUCUUGGAAGACUGUGCUAACUCUUUCAUACCAGAGUCUGGGUGUGGUCUAUGGAGACCUGAGUACUUCAACUUUGUAUGCAUACAAAAGCACAUUCUCAGGGAAACUGAGCCUUCAUGAGAGUGAUGAGAUAGUGUUCGGUGUGCUCUCAUUCAUCUUUUGGACAUUAACUAUCAUUCCUCUUUUCAAGUACAUAUGCUUUGUGCUAUCAGCUGAUGACAAUGGUGAAGGUGGAACCUUUGCACUAUAUUCACUUCUUUGCAGACAUGCCAAGUUAUGCAUGCUGCCUAAUCAGCAAGAUGACGACAAGGACUUGUCAGCUUAUGAUGAUGAAGGGGCAGACACAUGGGGGAGUAAUCUGCUCAAGGAUUUCUUCAAGAAGCAUCCGAUGUUCAGAGGUGGUCUGCUUGUAGUUGUUCUUCUUGGAACUUCUAUGGCGAUCGGUGACGGAGUGCUCACACCAACAAUCUCUGUUCUUUCAGCGGUAUCGGGUGUUGGAGUGAAACUUCCCCAUCUUCAUGAGAAUUAUGUCGUCGCAAUUUCAUGCGUAAUCUUGGUGGGUCUCUUUUCUCUUCAGCACCAUGGAACACACCGUGUCGGUUUUAUAUUUGCUCCAAUUGUCAUAGCAUGGUUUCUAUUUAUCAGUGCUAUAGGCAUCUACAACAUUUUCAAAUGGAAUCCCGGCAUUUUUUGUGCUCUUUCACCGGUUUACAUGUUUAGGUUCAUCAAAGCCACUGGCACGGAUGGCUGGGUAUCAUUAGGAGGAGUUAUGCUUUGUAUUACAGGUACCGAGACUAUGUUUGCUAAUUUGGGUCAUUUCUCUUCCCUUUCCAUCAAGAUUGCCUUCACCUGUCUGGUGUAUCCCUGUCUAGUUCUUGCAUACAUGGGCGAAGCUGCUUUUCUCUCUAAGCACCAUGAAGACAUUCAACGAAGCUUCUAUAGGGCAAUACCAGAGCCAGUAUUCUGGCCAGUCUUCAUUGUGGCCACUCUCGCAGCGGUGGUCGGAAGUCAGGCUGCAAUAUCUGCAACCUUCUCCAUUGUAAGCCAGUGCUGUGCUUUCAGUUGCUUCCCUCCUGUGAAGAUUGUCCACACUUCAAACCAAAUAUAUGGACGGAUCUACAUUCCUGAAGUCAAUUGGAUGCUCAUGUGUCUGUGUCUGGCUGUCACGAUCGGACUGCGGAACACCAACUUCAUCGGUCAUGCUUACGGGCUUGCAGUCACAAUCGUCAUCUUUGUAACCACUUGCCUGAUGUUCUUGGUGAUCAUAGUCGUCUGGAGGCAGAAGGUAAGAACGGCCGUGGCUUUUCUUGUGUUCUUCGGAUCGAUAGAGCUGUUAUAUAUAUCGGCAUUGAUGAUAAAGAUCCCAGAAGGGGGGUGGCUUCCGCUUGCUCUCUCUACGAUAUUUAUGGUUGUCAUGUAUGCAUGGAACUAUGGCACAUUAAGGAAGCAUGAAUCUGAUUUGGAAAACAAGAUUUCAGUAAGCAGAAUACUGGCUUUAGGGCCUAAGCUCGGGAUCGUUCGCGUGCCGGGAAUUGGCCUUGUUUAUGCUGAUCUGGUGACCGGGAUGCCUGCCAUUUUUGGGCACUUUGCCGCGAAUUUGCCUGCAUUCCAUCAAGUUCUAGUGUUCGUGUGCAUCAAGUCCGUGCAGGUUCCCUUUGUUUCUGAGGAUGAUCGAUUUCUGGUCGGCAGGAUUGGACCAAAAGAGUAUCACAUAUUCCGGUGUAUCGUUCGGUACGGGUACAAGGAUCUGCAGCAAGAAAACUCUGAGUUCGAGAAUGAUCUUGUGUCUAGAAUUCUAGCUUUCGUAGAGACGGAAGAUGAUGAUGGAGAAGCAUCGUCGGAUUACGAGUCUGGUGAAUCGGGCAUUCGGCGCCUCGAGCAUACUUCCGAUCACACUGUGCAGCAUUCCGAUACCCAUUUGGCGAGGCCUCCGGCACUUGAAUUCUGGGAGAGUUGUCAGCUGAAGACGGAGUCCUUAGAGAUCCUGACGGCCAAGGAAUGUGGAGUGGUAUACAUUCUCGGGCAUUCCUACGCCAAGGCGAAGAAAUCAUCGUCUGUCUUGAAGAAACUCGCCAUCGACGUUGUUUUCUCCUUCCUGAGCAAAAAUUGCAGGGCACCUGUUGUUCUUCUGAAUGCACCUCACUCUUUAUUGCUUGAGGUUGGUAUGGUGUGCUAUGUUUAACUCUGCAAGCUCGUCUCUCUUCUUCUCCGUCUUCUUGAUAUUGUACAUGUUUAUGGAGGAGGAAACCUAAGUUGGUCACAUAAUCGACAUGACCAUUUCUCUUCCCUCAA
This is a messenger RNA of Musa acuminata subsp. malaccensis (wild Malaysian banana), 2695 nucleotides long. Its product is annotated as potassium transporter 1. Gene Ontology annotation, biological process: potassium ion transmembrane transport. Gene Ontology annotation, cellular component: membrane. The record is from RefSeq and is a predicted model, not a curated record. Gene Ontology annotation, molecular function: potassium ion transmembrane transporter activity. NCBI's taxonomy places the organism in Eukaryota, Viridiplantae, Streptophyta, Magnoliopsida, Zingiberales, Musaceae.